GGGUUAUUGCAUAAGAGCGAAUUCACACAUACAGAACCCUCCUAAAGGGAGGGAAACCUGUAUAUGAUAAGGAAAACAUCUGAUACAUUAUGUAAGGACUAUCUGUACAUGCCAGACAGAGGAUAUAAACUUUAUAUGCUAAGUAAUUUUGCAGGAGGCUUCUUCAAGCAUUUCAAACUUAUUAAUGUAUAACUAACUUUAUUUACAUGUGUAUUCCAAGUUAUAAACCAAAGUGUUUCACCUCCAGGUCCUUACUGUAAUAAGGCUCAGGGGUUAUUCAAAAUCACCUACAAUGCACAAAACUACCUCCCAGAGAAAGACUUGUCCCAUUCUUCCGCAAGAAAAAAAAAGUUCAUCAUGAACAUAAUGGAAAAUAGCCCAUUCCUGGCUAACAUGAUGAAAUACAGUGCUUUGUGUGAACUGAAGUAUGACUUGUCAUGUGAACUCUACAGAAUGUCCACGUUUUCUACUUUCCCCAUCAACGUGCCAGUGUCUGAAAGGAAUCUUGCCCGGGCUGGGUUUUAUUACACUGGUGUUAAAGAUAAAGUUAAAUGCUUCAGUUGUGGCUUGAUGUUGGAUAACUGGAAAAAAGGAGAUAAUGCAAUGGAAAAACACAAACAGCUCUAUCCUAGCUGCAGCUUCAUUCAGGGAUUGCUUUCAUUAAACAACCUUGGAUCAUCCUCUCAUUCUGCCUUUUCACCUCCGGCCACAACGAGCAACCUGUCACCACCUUUACAUUCCAUAACCCUGGCUACAAGUUUAGAUGAAAUUGGUUACUUCAGUGGCUCUUUUUCCAGUGGUCUUCAAGUCCCGAUAACUUCUAGGGCAGUUGAAGACAUCUCAUUUUUGAGACCGAGGUUUUAUAAUCCUUCAAUGAGCACGGAAGAUGCCAGACUGCGCACUUUUCAGAUGUGGCCUCUGACUUUUCUGUCACCAACGGACCUAGCAAAAGCUGGUUUUUACUACACAGGGCCAGCAGACAAAGUUGCUUGCUUUACCUGUGGUGGACAACUGAGUAACUGGGAACCAAAGGAUAAUGCCAUGUCAGAGCAUCAGAGACACUUUCCUAACUGCCCUUUUGUGGAAAAUCAAACUCGAGAUCAAACAGGUUUCUGCGUUUCUAACUGGGAGAUGCAAACCCACGAGGCACGUGUUAACACUUUUAUAAACUGGCCAACUAGAAUUCCCGUUCGACCUGAACAGCUUGCAAAGGCUGGCUUUUAUUACGUAGGUCGCAAUGAUGAUGUCAAGUGCUUCUGCUGUGAUGGUGGAUUGAGGUGCUGGGAGUCUGGAGAUGAUCCCUGGAUCGAGCAUGCUAAGUGGUUUCCAAAAUGCGAGUACCUGCUGCGUGUUAAAGGCAUUGAGUUUGUUAGUCAAAUUCAGGCAAGGUUUCCCCAUCUUCUUGAACAGCUCUUGUCAACAUCUGAUACUCCUGUAGAUGAAAAUGCAGAUCCAUCAAUUAUUCAUUUUGAACCUGGAGAAAGCCGGUCCGAAGAUGCGAUCAUGAUGAACACCCCUGUAAUUAAAGCUGCGUUGGAGAUGGGAUUUAGCAGAAGAUUAAUAAAGCAGACGGUUCAGAGCAAAAUCUUAGCCACUGGAGAAAAUUAUAAGACAGUUAACGAUCUUGUGUCUGAUCUGCUUACUGCUGAAGACGAAAAGAGGGAAGAAGAGAGGGAGAGGCAGUCUGAGGAAGUAGCUUCAGAUGAUUUGUCACUAAUCAGGAAGAAUCGAAUGGCUUUGUUUCAGCGUUUGACCUGUGUGUUUCCAAUCCUGGAGAGUUUAUUGUCAGCUAAAGUCAUAACUGAACUUGAACAUGAUGUUAUUAAACAAAAAACCCAAACCCCAUUGCAAGCAAGGGAAGUGAUUGAUACAAUUUUAGUGAAAGGAAAUUCGGCAGCCAACAUAUUCAGAAACUGCCUACGAGAGUGUGACCCCAUAUUGUACAAAGACUUAUUUGUGGAAAAAAGCAUGAAGUAUGUCCCCAUAGAAGACAUUUCAGGUUUACCCAUGGAAGAGCAGCUGAGGAGGCUACAGGAGGAAAGAACCUGUAAAGUGUGCAUGGACAAAGAAGUUUCAAUUGUAUUUAUUCCAUGUGGUCAUUUAGUGGUGUGCAAAGAAUGUGCACCUUCCCUUCGAAAAUGCCCUAUUUGCAGGGGGACGAUCAAGGGUACAGUUCGUACCUUCCUUUCGUGAGGAGGGAAACCUAUGCAAGGUUUGCUUAUGUUCCCGUGGGAUCCUUGAAUUGCUCAAGACUAAGCCAACAGUGUCUUAAGAAUGGAAGUUCUGGUAAAUUGCUUACUUCAGAUGUACUGUUGGGCAAUAAUGGGCUGUUGUCAUUGUACUCAUCUUAAAUGUUAUUCUUCCAGAUAGUCAUGAAGAGCUUGUUUUCCCAUUGUUUUCGGAGAGAUUUACACAAGCUGUUGAAUUCUCUUGUUGAAGUAAUUUUUUUUCUCUCAAUGUUUUAAGUAGAGAGUCCUUUCAUAAGCAUAACCUCACUCUGAUCUGGGGAGAGGUUCUUUACUGAUCAAGCACAUUGUUUUGAUGUUUUUGAUUUUUAAAACCAAAUCUUGUGCAACUGAAUUGAGUAGUGAACUUGAGAGUUAAUGAAUGGACCCAUUAACACUUUCAGUGUUGUUUCAGCUGCUGUUUUAAUUUGCAUUUUAUUUAUUUUUUUUGUUAACAACAAAGAUUAAAAUAAAACUGUAAAUAAAAGAUCCAAGUUCCACUCUU
Messenger RNA from Gavialis gangeticus (Gharial), 2730 nucleotides. RefSeq names its product inhibitor of apoptosis protein-like. The coding region runs from base 358 to 2193 and encodes 611 amino acids. The record is from RefSeq and is a predicted model, not a curated record. NCBI's taxonomy places the organism in Eukaryota, Metazoa, Chordata, Crocodylia, Gavialidae. Gene Ontology annotation, molecular function: cysteine-type endopeptidase inhibitor activity involved in apoptotic process. Gene Ontology annotation, biological process: regulation of cell cycle; negative regulation of apoptotic process. The transcript has 8 exons. Gene Ontology annotation, cellular component: cytoplasm; spindle microtubule; nucleus.